Molecule: messenger RNA, 1660 nt
Organism: Amoebophrya sp. A120
Lineage: Eukaryota; Dinophyceae; Syndiniales; Amoebophryaceae
Source: the annotation of a GenBank genome assembly
CUGACUUCCGGCGAGAUCGUGGCUGCCCAGCGCUACUGGGCGAACCACGAUGUUGCAACGGUGGCGCAGCUGCAGCCGGACCAGCUGCAGGCAGCUAUGUUGCAGAAAAAUUUGCAGUUGCACGUCGGAAGUGGUGCCAGUUCCUCCCGGAAGCUAAUUGGAGUUACCAGUGCCGCUAAAGCGGCGCUGCAAGCUGGCCACACUUCUUUGUCCUCAAGCGGGGGAUUUCAUCCAGCAGUACUGCGUGGGAGCUGCACGACAGCAUAUGAUGGACAACUGCCGUUAUUUGGUGGAGCACGCCACCUAAGCGCUUCGGCCUCGCAAACAAAUCUACUCGGUACCAGAGUUGUACUAGGAAAUAACGGAGCUAGUGGUACUACCUCCGGGACGCUCUCUACGUCCACCACGGGAGCCGCGCAUCUACAACCAGCUGCUUCCUCACGGGCACUUCUAAACCCCAGCGGGUCUUCUUCCUUGUUCAAAAAAGUUCCGAGCCCAUCAACACACAAAUCCGCGGGAGACACCUUGCUGAUGACGGAGCGGGGGAAGUUGGAUCCGGACUGCAGUGCGUGGCUGAUUCGGCACGGCGUGCGCGAGGGCUUGAUGGGCGCCAUUAUUCAGCCGCAGCUCUUCAAAAACUGUGCGCUUGAGGGGCUCAAGGCCCGGGCGGAGUGGAAUGCAAAGCUCGCGGCAGCGGGGGCCGGGAACAGGAAAGGAGCUGCGAACACCAAGUCCGCUUCCGCGGCAAUAGACAUGGCGAACGCUACCGCAUCGUCGCAGUUCAAUGGAGGUUCGUUUUCCGGCUAUGGCAUGGGCAUGGCACAGACGUCGAACAGACCUGCGGCUCAUCAACAAGACGUGCACGGUGUUUACACUGCCGACCAAUAUGUUGACGACCAGAACAACUUCGCUCCAACAGAUCAUAACAGCAUCAACGCGCACCAGCUAAAGAACAACGAGAGCGAAUACCUGAAACAGAUGUGGCGGUUCUAUGGCGCAGGUUCACCAGAAAAUUUGAAGAGAAGCAAACCAAAAACCUCGAGUGGAGGGGCGUCGAAGACCAAAAACAAGGGCACCUCGUCGACAACAUUGCCUUCCUCAUAUUCCAGUAGUCUAAAUCAGGAUUAUCCGUCUGGUAGCGACGACUCAAUCAAAAAUCCAGUAGUUGUUCCAUCUGGAGGGAAGAAAGCUACGCGCCUGCCGCCCGGGCUGGAGCUCGAGGUUCAUGUGGGAGGAGUAGAUACAUGCGCAUCUCAAGAAGCGACGGGUAGUUCUUCGAAAAAUCAUUCUGCAAUUAUGCCGACUGGUGGACUACAGGUACAGGAUACAUACGAAACAGAAACCUACCCGCCCACGACCCACGACGAAGCUACAGGAGCUACUAGAUUGUCGCGGAGCAGCAUCGUUUCUUCCUCUACAUCCUUGCACAUCGCGGACCAUUCCUCCUCCACAGCAUGCUCGCCCGCGGAGAAUCAGAAGUUUGACUCCAAUAAGUCUUGCACAUCGUCUGCGACGUGCACUAGCAAUACACCGGUGGCGGGGACCAGCACGACUCCGUCGGUUACCAUGGGCGCCGGGGGCGUCGCAGCCAGGCUGAUGCAGCCGCAGAACAGGACUUCGUCUUCUUCUCUCGGAGGUGCUGCUGUUCCUAAUCCUUGGG